Messenger RNA from Brugia malayi, 1011 nucleotides. RefSeq lists its product as uncharacterized. Gene Ontology annotation, biological process: microtubule-based movement. The transcript is spliced from 7 exons. Gene Ontology annotation, cellular component: cytoplasm; kinesin complex; membrane-bounded organelle. Gene Ontology annotation, molecular function: kinesin binding. Bases 1 to 1011 code for a protein of 336 amino acids. The record is from RefSeq and is a predicted model, not a curated record. NCBI's taxonomy places the organism in Eukaryota, Metazoa, Nematoda, Chromadorea, Rhabditida, Onchocercidae.
AUGGUAGAUAAUUUUGAAAAGAUUGAUCAAAACAAAUAUAAGGAGGCAGCUAACUUACUAAACGAAGCAUUACAUAUACGUGAAAAAUGUCUUGGUGAAAAUCAUCCCGCUGUUGCGGCAACACUCAAUAAUCUGGCAGUGUUAUAUGGGAAACGGGGUAAAUAUAAGGAUGCAGAACCACUUUGUAAGAGAGCUUUGGAAAUCCGAGAAAAUGUGCUGGGCGCCGAUCAUCCAGAUGUUGCUAAGCAAUUAAAUAAUCUUGCUUUGCUUUGUCAAAACCAGGGUAAAUAUGAUGAAGUCGAAAAGUUUUACAAACGUGCACUCGAAAUCUAUGAAACAAAAUUAGGUCCCGAUGAUCCGAAUGUAGCAAAAACGAAAAACAACCUUUCAUCAGCUUAUUUGAAGCAAGGGAAAUAUAAGGAUGCUGAAAUCCUCUACAAACAGAUCUUAACUCGUGCUCAUGAACGUGAAUUUGGGAAAGUAGCGGAUGACAAUAAGCCAAUUUGGCAAAUUGCUGAAGAUCGUGAAGAGAAUAAACAUAAAGGAGGUGAUACAAGCUCGUAUCAGGAAUAUGGUGGUUGGCACAAAGCUGCAAAAGUUGACAGUCCAACAGUAACCACCACGUUAAAGAAUCUUGGAGCAUUGUACAGACGUCAAGGGAAGUACGAAGCAGCGGAAACUCUUGAAGAUGCUGCAUUGCGAGCAAAAAAGCAGUGCUUGGAUGCAGCUCAUCAAGCGAAAGUAGCUCGCUUGAUUGCCGAACAUACAACUGAUUUAUCACCACCUCAUGAAGGUGUUGAGCAUGAACCGCCUGUGUCUGGUCAUCAGUCAGCAUUAACAGCUACUAGUACAUAUGCGGAUGAUUCGUUAAUGUCACCUACUACUACUACUGCUACUGCUUCACAAAUACAUCGUGGUAUGACUCAGUCACAAUCAUCAUCUGGUUUAAAAUCACGUUUAUUCAAUGCACUUGGUCUACAACAGCAACAACAACAACCACCACAAACUUAA